Molecule: messenger RNA, 1392 nt
Organism: Exophiala aquamarina CBS 119918
Lineage: Eukaryota; Fungi; Ascomycota; Eurotiomycetes; Chaetothyriales; Herpotrichiellaceae
Exons: 1
Coding region: 1-1392 (463 amino acids)
Molecular function (GO): DNA-binding transcription factor activity
Source: RefSeq, a predicted model, not a curated record
AUGGCGACAGAUGCAAAUAUCAACAUCACCUCAGCCUCUCUGCGGGGCAGUCCUUCCGAUCGCAUCAUCAAGCCUCGACCUCGGAAGGAUUCGCUCCAGUCCAUCUCCGGUUCCGACACCCACCCCGGUCGCGUUGUGAAGCCUCGUGCUCGAAAAUCCCCGGGCUCUGGAGCCAAACGAUCGGAACCUGCCAAGCGCAAAUUUAUUUGUUCUUUUUCUCACUAUGGCUGUGAUGUUGCCCUCAGUUCCAAAAACGAGUGGAAGCGACAUGUCUCCAUCCAGCACCUUCAAUUGGGCUUCUACCGUUGCGAUGUCGGCUCAUGUAAUCCCGACCUGAAUCCCAAUGUUCCGGGCCACAAACGCGUCUACAACGACUUCAAUCGAAAGGAUCUUUUCACCCAGCAUCACCGUCGAAUGCACAAACCCGAAUCUGGUCCUGGCUCUGUCCCGUUUCCCGCCAGUAAUGCUGAUGCCAAGGAAUGGAGGGCCUUCGAGGACAGCCUCGAAGGUGUCCGAAGCCGUUGCUGGGUUGAAAAGCGAAAGCCCCCACAACGAAGCACCUGCGGUUUCUGCGGUCGAGUCUUCGAAGGCGACGGCAGUUGGAACGAACGCAUGGAACAUGUCGGAGGCCAUUUUUCACGUGACAUUGUCGAAGCCAAGGAAGAACGCGAGGACGAGGAUCUCACCAACUGGGCCGUUCAAGAAGGUAUCAUCAGAGAUGGCGGCAACGGCCGUCAUGUGCUCAUUGACCAACCUCCUAUCUCCAGCGAGAGACCUUACAUGUCCAGAGACCGAGAUGUCAACAUGACAGACGCGCCUAGCUCUGACGCCACUUCCCGCGACCCCGAGCAGUCUCCUUCAUUGAGCGCUUCUUCACGAGCCAAGGACUCGGAACGUGGCGAUUUUUACCCCAAAGCGGAGAGCCCGCGAAGUGCUCGUCGUCUGAGUAAUGCCUUGAGUCCCAAUGGCACUCCACGUCCUCCAUCUGCUCCAGUGCUUCAGCCGUCUCCCAACUUGACCUCAGGCCCAAGUUUGGCUGCUGCGCUAUCUGGUCCUGUUACUGCUCCUAUCCUCGCACCAGCACCCUCACCAAGAUCGGGUCAGCCUCCAGCUACACCACCCGAGCGUCGAGGCUACAACCUUGCCCCUCCCCCACUUGGAUCCGCAAAGACACCAGGUUCACCAACAUCAGCAACCGCCGCACCCGCACCCGCACCCGCACCCGAUAGUGGCAGUGGUGAUAGACUCGAAGAUCUGAUUAACCAAUUGAUCAGACCCAAACCACCAAAAGCUCACCGAAGACUUACCUGGAAAUGUGUAUGUUCUCGAUCCUUUGGAGCCACAUUUCCACUGACCGAAUUUUCUAGGACUGUGCUCUUGAAAUGUCUGUAG